Molecule: messenger RNA, 1539 nt
Organism: Phaeoacremonium minimum UCRPA7
Lineage: Eukaryota; Fungi; Ascomycota; Sordariomycetes; Togniniales; Togniniaceae
Exons: 1
Coding region: 1-1539 (512 amino acids)
Source: RefSeq, a predicted model, not a curated record
AUGGCUUCAUCUAACGAGACUCACUCCAAGGAUCACCUUGCCGAGUUGAAGGCCAAAUGCGCCAAAUUCGGCGAAGAGGCGUGUGAGCUGCUGUCCGCCAUGGCUUCAGAGAUCCGUGCUACUCAGGAUUCCGAGACUACUCAGAAGAUUACGGAUCUUCAGAAGGAGCUCGACGAGGCAAAUGCCAGCCUCAAAGCUGCAAGACAGCUUCACCAGCUCUUCGAGAAGAAGUAUCACGCUGCGGACAAUGAACUCAAGAAGAUGUCUGCCACGAAGCAAACGACGCAAGAGAAUCACAACGGAGAUCAGGCAGUUGAGAUUCGUCGUCUCGAAGAGAAGAAUGCCUCUCUCAAGACCAAACUUGGUCAGCGCGAAGCCAACAUCGCCGCUUCCUCCACUCUACCUCCGAGCCACCAGAGAUCGACGGCUGUCAAUGACACUUUUGAGCAAUGGCUUCUCCGAGAUGGCAUGCCUGCUGAGACUCCUACACCCCAGUCAGCCAUGAAUGGCGGCACUGGUGUACUCCUGUCUGAGCACAAUCUACGAAUGUAUACGCAACAUGCGGAGCAGUCUCAGCCUACCCGUAUCUACCAUCGCCAGCCAAACGAUCUGAUUGACCUAGAGUCGGUCUCUCCCGUCACAGAUCAGAAAGACGAAGCUCUUCAGCCUUCGACUACGCCAGCCAUUUACCAGGUGCUUUUAGACCAUGGCGCCCUUGCUUCCCUGACCUUGCCAAACAGUCUGCCGCAGGACGAGAGCAAUGGUCCCCUGCAGGAAUACCUCAAAGACGGCUGCAGAAUGGUUCUGAUGACCAACGUCCCCACAGACACUCCAGCGCGUGAUGUCUUUGCGAGAAUCCGAGGUGGCGCUGUGAUGAAAUUAGUUUUCACACCCCCCCUCGGCACUCCCGGUCGUACGGCUGUCAUUACCUUUGCAUCUUCAGAUGGUGCGAAGCGUUACGUCGAAUGGUGCAAGCUCAACAAGAUCACUUUCAAGGGCUCUAGUGAUGCUAUUCAUCAGGUCGACGUGAAGCUUGCAAGCGGAGAAUUCGACCAUCAGCAGGCCUACACUUUCCCGCAUAGUCGAGAGAUCGCGAUUGCUCUCACGAAGGGCCAAUCCAGAUGCGUCGUCGUUCGAGACUGUACGCCCUUCAUGGCCCGCCAGAUCUUCCGUGAAAUUGGUGCUGACCGACCUCAUCUCCGACACAAUCUCGAAGAUGUUUGGUAUGACGAGGUCGCCACGAUGAUCAUCCACUUCACCGACUUCCAGAAAGCCAAUUCGGUCUACACUACGCUCACCCGCCACAGGGCCUAUAUCGACAUCCAUCAGACCGUCUCCUUCAAGGAAGACCCUUGCGCCGGCGACCCUCAAGAUCUCUUCGAUGGUCCCAAGCCGUCAAGCGAGGGCCUCGACAGUCUCAUGGACAUUGCCGACAUAGGAGUUUUCGAGCUUGACUCCUACCUUUCCAGACAGUACGACAACGACCGAGAUUUGAACUCGCCCGUUCCUACUACACCUUCUUAUGGAUCUUGGUAUUAG